UAAGUAUCAAGUAUCCAAAGUCUUCUCUCGCCCCCAUCGAUUUCCACCUUCUUAUUAAUUGUCGUCAUCCAACACCAGAGGUUCGAUUGUAUUGUAUAUGCGCGAUCGGUCUGCAAUUACUGGUCCACAUGGGCAAGGCACCCGCGACCGCGAGGCAAACGAAGGCCGCGAAACUGCGGAAGCUGCCGCCGGUGAAGGUGGUGCACAUCUCCAACCCCAUGAGGGUGACGACGAGCGCCGCCAAGUUCCGCGGACUCGUGCAGAGGCUCACCGGCCGCCACUCCAACGUCGCCGACAUGGUCUUCGACCACUCCUCCGUCUUCCUCGACGGCGAACUAGAGCUGCAGCAGCAGAGCUACGUGUCCUCCUCCCUGACGCCCGCUGCUACAUCCGGGGCAGACAACUACUACGGCGGCGCCACCGCGACGGACCCGUAUGUGCUUGGGGUGCUGGAUCUGGAUCGGCAGGCGCUGGGGGUUCGUGGCGCUGGUGGAUUUUGGAGACAGUUCGGCGCUUAAGAUCAUCAAUGGAUGUAAUAUGAUCGAUUUGGUGCGCAGAUACAUGAUUAAACUGUGCUGUAUAUCAUCACUUGAUCUCUAUCCAUCUGUACUCUUGCCGCAGCAUGUUGAUAAAAUACUCUUUGAAUUAUAAAAAAAAAAUGAUUAAUAAAGUUGGGUAACAUCGAAUUUAAGAUGA
This is a messenger RNA of Zingiber officinale, 696 nucleotides long. RefSeq lists its product as uncharacterized. The coding region runs from base 129 to 518 and encodes 129 amino acids. NCBI's taxonomy places the organism in Eukaryota, Viridiplantae, Streptophyta, Magnoliopsida, Zingiberales, Zingiberaceae. The record is from RefSeq and is a predicted model, not a curated record. The transcript has a single exon.